CUCGGCGCUGCUGCUCCCAGCCCAGGCCUCUUGGAGCCAGAGGCUGCUGCGAGCCGCCAUGGCCUCCACGUCGGUGAUCCUCAGCCGGGACGGCACGGCGGCGGGACCCUCUGCCACCUAUUCGUACUGCAACCGUCCCAGGCCGUUGCCGGGCAGGCAGAGGUACCGGACCUCCAUCGAUGCCAACGACACGUGAGUACCUUUAGGCUCCGAGGCUGGACCGGGGAAGGAAGGGCUCAGCCCAAAAGAGUCAAACCGACAUUCGUGAUAGACUACAGCAAUGCGCUCCCCGUGGGGCAUCCCUUGCACUCAGCCCAGAAGCAGAAUGCCGGCUGAGGCCUUGCCAGCGCAUAAUGCUAAUAAUAAUAAUAAUAAUAAUAAUAAUAAUAAUAAUAAUAAAUUAUUUAUACCCCACCUGCCAACCUAGCAGUUCGAAAGCACGUCAAGUGCAAGUAGAUAAAUAGGUACUGCUCCGGUGGGAAGGUAAACGGCGUUUCCGUGCGCUGCUCUGGUUCGCCAGAAGCGGCUUAGUCCUGCUGGCCACAUGACUCGGAAGCUGUACGCUGGCUCCCUCGGCCAAUUAAAGCGAGAUGAGCGCCACAACCCCAGCGUCGGCCAUGACUGGACCUAAUGGUCAGCGGUCCUUUACCUUUACCUCACCCAUCUGGCUGGGUUUCCCCAGCCACUCUAGGUGGCUUCCAACAGAAUAUUAAAAUACAAUACAGUGGUACCUCGGGUUACAGGCGCUUCAGGUUACAGACUCCACUAAGCCAGAAAUAUUACCUCGGGUUAAGAACUUUGCUUCAGGAUGAGAACAGAAAUCGCGCAGCGGCAGCAGGAGGCCCCAUUAGCUAAUGUGGUGCUUCAGGUUAAGAACAGUUUCAGGUUAAGAACGGACCUCCAGAACAAAUUAAGUUCUUAACCCGAGGUACCACUGUAAUCUAUUAAACAUUAAAAGCUUCCUUAAACAGGGCUGCCUUCCGAUGUCUUCUAAAAGUUAGUUGAUUUUCUCUUUGACAUCUGGUGGGAGGGCAUUCCACAGGGCGGGUGCCACCACCGAGAAGGCCCUCUGCCUGGUUCCCUGUAACUUGGCUUCUUGCAGCGAGGGAAGCGCCAGAAGGCUGGGCCUCAGUGUCCGGGCAGAACGGAGCUGAUAAACAGCUGCCCUGGACACAGAAUUGACCUGCGCCUCCAUGGACAGCUGUGAGUCCAGAAUGACUUUCAGGCUGUGCACCUGGUCCUUCAGGGGCACAGUUGCCCCAUUCAGGACCAGGGAGUCCUCCACACCUGCCCGCCUCCUGUCCCCCCAAAACAGUACUUCCGUCUUGUCAGGAUUCAGUCUCAAUCCGUUAGCCACCAUCCAUCCUGCCAAGUUCAAGGAGCCCCUGUUGGGGUUUAAAACCUUUAACAACCUGGGACUGGCUUACCUACGAGAUCACCAGGCAGAAGGCCUUCUCGGUGGUGGCACCCGCCCUGUGGAACGCCCUCCCAUCAGAUGUCAAGGAAAUAAACAACGAUAUCUGACUUUUAGAAGACAUCCGAAGGCAGCCCUGUUGAGGGAAGUUGUUAAUGUUUGAUGUUUUAUCGUGUUUUUAAUAUUCUGUUGGGAGCCGCCCAGAGUGGCUGGGGAAAGCCAGCCAGAUGGGUGGGGUAUAAAUAAUAAAUUAUUAUUAUUAUUAUUAUUAUUACUACUACUACUACUACUACUAGAUUCUUAUGCUGGUGCUACAGGCCUUCCAGCCAAGAUGGGCGAUGCUUCGUCGCAGAGGACAGCAUAUCAGAAACGGCAUAAUAAUAAUAAUAAUAAUAAUAAUAAUAAUAAUUGCACAUGAACUGAAGAAUAGCCAGAGGAAGUAAGCAACACAGACACAUGUUUGCAAGAGGCUGGUGUAGUGUCACUGCUUAUGUAAAUACUUCAGACAACCCAAACGCUCCCAAUAUAUGGGUUUGUUACCUGUUUGCUUUUGCUUUUGGUCGGUUUUAAAUGUUCCGCUUUUGUUAGAAAACGGAAUUGUUUUAUUUUGUUUGCUUCUGAUGCUUUUCAGUUGGGAAUGGUCUUGAUAUUGUAAUGUUUUUUUCUCCCUCUCUCUCUCUCUUUCUGGAUAAUUUUUAUAUAUGCUGUGAAAUUUAAGAAAGCGCUGGAAAGAAAGAAAGAAAGAGGUGCAAAGAACAAACUUGCUGCUGUUGUUAUUUUGGUUGUUGCUUUUAAGUGUGUGCGGCUGCCCAGUUGGUUUGCAAAGGAAUCAUGGAAUGGUAGAGUUGGAAUGGGGACCCUCAAAGGUCCUCUAGCCCAACCCCCUGCAACGCAGGGAUCUCAGCUAAAGUAUCCAUGAUAGAUGGCUAGCCGACCUCAGCUUAAGAGUGUUUUUAAAAAUUUAAAAAUUAAAACUGCUUCUCCUUCUACAAAAUAAAUAGAAAUCCAAUGUGUGAUUUUUCUCUUCUUGCAGAGUUAGAACCAAACGAUUCCCAGUUCAUUUUAAAACCACGCAAAAACAGUAAUAAGAACGUUCUCUGCGUUAGCUCUCAAACUACGUCAUUCUCAUUUUCGCUGGGAGUUGAAUACAAAAGCACAAUUUCAUGUCCUUUUUAGCUCACAUUUUUAAAGAACACAUUUGUUUCAGGGAAGAAAUAUCAUGGCGCCUAUAUUAUUAUUAUUAUUAUUAUUAUUAUUAUUAUUAUUAUUAUUGCUAUAAAUAGGCCCGGAACUCUGUAAGAAUUUCUAUCACAAAAUCCCCCUGGGCACAAAUACCUCUGACAGGUUUGCAAACUUGCAAAUUAAGGAGAGCUUAUUUAUUCUCACAUAGCCUUGCAGAUUUAGCAGCAGGAACAGGGACAGUGACACCCUGCUCUCUUCCGCUUCGUUGCUAAUUUAUGCUAAUUUAUUUCGAAUCCUGUCCCUCUUCAUGUUUUUUCUUCCAGGGAAGAGGAGCCCUAUCACUAUGCCAACCUCAUGUAUGAGAGGCGAGUCGUUCGGGGCAACACCUAUGCCCUUCACAUCUUACCAUGGGUGAGUUUUCCUUCUCCCGUAAACUUUGACAUAUCUAUGUAUCUAUUUCGACUGCACAUUCCAGGCAAAAGGAACAAUGUGCAGUUAACCAGUGGAACUAGCUGCUGCAAGAUGCAAGGCUUGGGCAUGAACUUUGUCCAGGAGGAGAGGACUAGUGAUGGAUAUUGCUGUCACGUUCAGACUCCACUUCCCACCGGCACAUCUGACCAAGCCACUGGGCUAGGGGGGUUUUGGGAUCCGGACAUGGGUGGCGCUAUUGUCUAAACCACUGAGACUCUUGGGCUUGCCGAUCAGAAGGUCGGGGGUUCGAAUCCCCACAACGGGUGUGUUAUGUACUGAAGUUCUCACCCUGGGCCAGCAGGGGCAUACUGUAGAUAGUUAUGCAAAUGAAGGCUCGAAAGUGACGUUCAGUGAUUGGAUAGUUUUAGAAAGUUGCUACAGUAACGUUGUACUGGAGCUCUAUAUAAGCAGGCUGACUGAGCCCUUCAGUUCAGUUCUGUCCUGGCCUCUGAAUAAACAAGAGCUGUUUGAAGAAUCGCUGUGUCGUCUGAUAUGUUCACCCACAACUUAACAGGGUGAGCUCCCGUCGCUCUGUCCCAGCUCCUGCCAACCUAGCAGUUCAAAAGCACACCAGCGCAAGUAGAUAAAUAGGUACCACUGCGGCGGGAUGGUAAACGGCGUUUCUGUGCACUGUGGUUUCCGUCACUGUGUCCUGUUGUGCCAGAAGUGGUUUAGUCCUGCUGGCCACAUGACCCGGAAAGCUGUCUGCGGACAAACACCGGUUCCCUCGGCCUGAAAGCGAGAUGAGUGCCGCAACCCCAUAGUCACCUUUGACUGGACUCAACUGCCCAGGGGUCCUUUACCGCCCUGAGUAGCUGUGGGUUAUAGGGCAGUGUUGAAAUCUAAUAAAUAAGAUUAAGGACACUGCAUGACCCGCUUUCUCUCUGUCCAUCCCCUCCGCCAGAGCAGUGAACCCGAUCCUCUGGAGCUUCAACGGCAGCGAGAAGCCCAGCGUAAAGCGUUGGCCCGGAGGAGAGCUAGGGACCAGCUUCAGACAAGAACCCCAGAACCUUUAGAAGGCAGGAGGCAUGUCGACGUUCAGACAGGUAAGGCACCAGGCGGAGAAGGAGGGCAAAAUGCUUAUCUCAGGAAUACUGGGGAAUGGCAAAAUAGAAAGAUUGGUAUAAAAUUAUGAUCUUAGCUGGUAUGCUUGUUAUUGCAUCAGGGUGGAAAGGAAACGAUAAAUGGACAAUGGAAUAAUGGAAUGACUAUGUUUUUGAAUACAUACAAUCUGACAUAUUUGAACAGGUAAUGACGGAAGAUACAUGGGAAAACAAAUGUCAAAAGAUUUUGAAUAAAUGGAAUUGGAGGGACGCGGGUGGUGCUGUGGGUUAAACCACAGAGCCUAGGGCUUGCCGAUCAGAAGGUCGGCUGUUCGAAUUCCCGCGACGGGGUGAGCUCCCGUUGCUCGGUCCCUGCUCCUGCCAACCUAGCAGUUUGAAAGCAUGUCAAAGUGCAAGUAGAUAAAUAGGUACCGCUCCGGCGGGAAGGUAAACGGCGUUUCCGUGCGCUGCUCUGGUUCGCCAGAAGCGGCUUAGUCAUGCUGGCCACAUGACCCGGAAGCUGUACGCCGGCUCCCUUGGCCAGUAAAGCGAGAGGAGCACCACAACCCCAGAGAUGUCCGCGACUGGACCUAACAGUCAGGGGUCCCUUAGGUAAUUUGUAAAUUUUCCCCACUCCUCACUAAAGCUCCUCUCUUCCUUGUUUCUGAUUUUCCUGGUCGAUAGGGGUGGAGAUGCUCCUUCAGGUAUACUGGACCGAGGCCGUUUAGGGCUUUAAAGGUCAGCACCAACACUUUGAAUUGUGCUCAGAAACAACCUGGGAGCCAAGGUUGGUCUUUCAGGACUGGUGUUAUAUGGUCUCGGCGGCCACUCCCGGUCCCCAGUCUAGCUGCCGCAUUCUGGAUUAGUUGUGGUUUCCGGGUCACCUUCAAAGGCAGCCCCACGUAGAGUGCAUGGCAGUAGUCCAAGCGGGAGAUAACUAGAGGCAUAAUCCCCAAGAUAAGGGGAUCCAGCGGGGAGAAGAAUCUUUGAUAGUGCUUUGAUACCAUCUCCAGAACCAGGUGGCGAAGAGAUGGAUGGGGAAAGAAGCUGAUGGGGAAGUGGAGAGGCAAAACACCCCCCCCAUCCCAAAUAGUAAAGGUAAAGGGACCCCUGACCAUUAGGUCCAGUUGUGACCGACUCUGAGGUUGCGGCACUCAUCUCACUUUAUUAGCCAAGGGAGCCGGCGUACAGCUUCCGGGUCAUGUGGCCAGCAUGACUGAGCCACUUCUGGCAAACCAGAGCAGCGCACGGAAACACCGUUUACCUUCCAUCCUGAUUGUCCUCCGGGCAGGAGAUUUGCAUCGGGGUCGGGAGAGCUGCAAAACUGCCGCUACACAAGAGCAUCCCAAAUGUCAUUUCAGAGCUGUACCUGGAAGAGCUUGCGGACCGUAUCAUCGAAGUGGACAUGGAAUGCCAAACGGACGCGUUUCUGGACCGGCCGGCAACGCCUCUGUUCAUCCCCGCGAAGACCGGCAGAGAUGUGGCCACCCAGAUCUGGGAAGGAGAUGUACGUUAGAACCAUAGAACCGUAGAGUCGGCAGGGACCCCCAGCGGUCACUUAGACCAACCCCCUCUGAGCCAAGCCUGGCAAGUGUGUUUCAGGCUUCCAGAACUCCGAUCUAGGCAAGACUUUGGACCUUGCGAAAUUUCCUGGGGGUUGGAACUUGACUGUGCUCAAUGCCACGUCCAACACUGCUAGGGGCGCAGGUGGUGCUUUGGUCUAAACCAUGGGUAGGCAAAUUAAGGCCCGGAGGCCGUAUCCAGCCCAAUCACCUUCUAAAUCUUGACCAUGGAUGGUCCGGGAAUCAGCGUGUUUUUACAUGAGUACAAUGUGUCCUUUUGGCGGGACAGUGUUCUUGAAGCUACCAGCAUGAGUUUGACCAAACUGCGGGAGGCAGUGGAAGACAGGAGUGCCUGGCGUGCUCUGGUCCAGGGGGUCACGAAGAGGUGGACACGACUAAACAACAACAACAAUAAUGUGUCCUUUUAUUUAAAAUACAUCUCUGGGUUAUUUGUGGGGCCUGCCUGGUGUUUUUACAUGAGUAGAAUGUGUGCUUUUAUUUCAAAUGCAUCUCUAAAUUCUUUGUGGGGCAUAGGAAUUCGUUCAUUCCCCCCAAAAAAAUAUAGUCCAGCCCCCCACAAGGUCUGAGGGACAGUGGACCGGUCCCCUGCUGAAAAAGUUUGCUGAGCCCUGGUCUAAACUACAGAGCCUCUUGGGCUUGCCGAUCGGAAGAUCGGCGGUUCGAAUCCCCGUGAUGGGGUGAGCUAGGGCAUGGUACUCUUAUUGUUCCAUUUCUUCUAUGAACCAGUUUCUAUAAAGCAUCUCAAAACGAUUUCACAACAAAAACUUGUAUUUCAAAAACUGCACAUAUAAAGACACUUAAAACCAUUGUAUAAGGGGAGCACACGGCGCUGUGGUCUAAACCACUGAGCCUCUUGGGCUUGCCGAUCGGAAGGUCGGCGGUUUGAAUCCCCGUGACGGAGUGAACUCCCAUUGCUUAGUCUCUGUUCCUGCCAACCUAGCAGUUUGAAAGCACGCCAGUGCAAGUAGAUAAAUAGGUACCACUGUGGCGGGAAGUUUGUCUUGAUGUGCAGAUUUACGCUUUAAAGAAAACCAUUUCUCCAGACGUUCCCUUAUGUCAGCCCACCUCUGAUUUCUCCUCUUUGUUUCGCCCCCCCCCCAGCUUUUCGAUUUUGAUAUCGAAGUGAGGCCGAUGCUGGAGGUCUUGGUUGGCAAGACCAUCGAGCAAGCGUUGCUGGAAGUCAUGGAGGAAGAGGAACUCGCCGACCUGCGGGCGCAUCAGUACGCGUACCACGAGCUGCGCCGUGCGGAACUCGCUGAGGUCCAGAGACUUGAGGAGCAGGAGCGGCGGCACAGAGAGGAAAAGGUACAGAGUCCGGCACUGCUAGCUGGGAGGGAAGGGGAAAGAAGCAGUGGUUUUCAACCCGUGUGCCGUGGCACCCUGGGGUGCCUUGAAUGGUGGUGUUGUAAACAAAAAUUGCCCUUUUCCCUUAUGGGGUAUCCAAGUGCCCAUAUAGAGUCCUUACAUAGGUUCCCUAUUGGUCAGAUACAUCAUACGUACAUCACAGAAACGGCGGUCUUAAAACAGAAAUUUGAAUGUUGUUUUUCUCCAGUCGUUGUUUAGCUCCUGUCUGGCAGGUUACUUGAUUGGAUUGCCUGGGUAGCCUGGCCAGUCUUUUGUAGUGAUAAAUAUUUAGUUCCUGGGCCAGGUCACAGGCUCACACCCUGUUCAAACACAGACACACCCUUAAGACAGGAUUUGUGAAGGAAAAGACAAUGGGGAGGCUUUUCCACUUCGACCUUGCAGAGAAAACAUUUGGUCAGUUUGGGACAGUUUGGGAAUCAAAAUGGUUCCAGGUCGGUCUUCCUGUGCUGAUCUAUGUACGUGCUUGGUUGGUACACUUAUGAACAUUUAACAUACCGUAUUUUCCGCUCUAUAAGACGCACCAGACCACAAGACGCACCUAGUUUUUGGAGGAGGGAAACAAGAAAAAAAAUAUUCUGAAUCUCAGAAGCCAGAACAGCAAGAGGGAUCGCUGCGCAGUGAAAGCAGCAAUCCCUCUUGCUGUUCUGGCUUCUGGGAUAGCUGCGCAGCCUGCAUUCGCUCCAUAAGACGCACACACAUUUCCCCUUACCUUUUAGGAGGGAAAAAGUGAGUCUCAUAGAGCAAAAAAAUGGUAUAUCUAAGACCUCAAAAUUCCUAUCACAAUGGUCAGGGGUGCCGUGGGCAAAAAGGCCUCUGUCCCUCUUUCCUUCCCUCCCUUCUCUGAUGCCCUCUGGCAUCUCUGCCCUCUGGCGUCUCUGUCUCCCAAAGGCUUGCACAGCUGUUUGUUGCAGCAGCCCUGGCUGCAAGCUGCCCGUGCGAAUGGUGCCUCUGGGGCUGGCCAGGGGGCGCUGGGUGCCAGGAGCAGAGACGGCCUUGGAAUAAGCAAGCAAGCAAGCGGGUGAGGGAGCCCAGUCUGCCAGCCCUUGCUGUUGGGAAUGGGCAGGCAAGUACCAGGCCCCUGUGGGGCAGUGUGAGGAGGCACCUAUCUUUGGGGCGGGGGGGGCAGCUCAGAGACCAGGGGUGGAGGCAGUGACUGCCUGGAGGACUCCCAAGGAGAGGGGAGAGGAGAGGUAGCUGGGGGAACGCUCCACAAGGGAGGGUGUUUGAAAAAGGGGUGAGGGGCUGCCAGCUCUGCAGGCAAGAGGGGACAUAACUGGGCUCCUGAGCCCCACAGGGGUGCCACAGACAACCCUGGCCUCUGUCCCUCUUUCCUUCCCUCCCUCCUCUGAUGCCCUCUGGCGUCUCUGCCUCCCAAAGGCUUGCACAGUUGUUUGUUCCAGCAGCCCUGGCUGCAAGCUCCCCACGUGAAUGGUGCCUCUGGGGCUGGCCAGGGGGCGCUGGGUGCCAGGAGCAGAGACGGCCUUGGAAUAAGCAAGCAAGCAAGCGGGCGAGGGAGCCCAGUCUGCCAGCCCUUGCUGUUGGGAAUGGGCAGGCAAGUACCAGGCCCCUGUGGGGCAGUGUGAGGAGGCACCUAUCUUUGGGGCGAGGGGGGCGGCUCAGAGACCAGGGGCAGCAGCAGCGGCUGCCCAGAGGUCUCCCCAGGAGAGGGGCAAGGAGGCUGAGGGAGGGUGUUCAAAAAAGGGUGAGGGGCUGCCAGCUCUGCAGGCAAGGGGUGACCUAACUGGGAGCCAGUGUGGUGUAGUGGUUAAGAACGGUAGAUUCAUAAUCUGGGGAACCAAGUUCGAGUCUCCGCUCCUCCACCUGCAGCUGCUGGGUGACCUUGGGCUAGUCACACUUCUCUGAAGUCUCUCAGCCCCACUCACCUCACAGAGUGUUUGUUGUGGGGGAGGAAGGGAAAGGAGAAUGUUAGCCGCUUUGAGACUCCUUCAGGUAGUGAUAAAGCGGGAUAUCAAAUCCAAACUCCUGAGCCCCACAGGGGUGCCACAGACAACACUGGCAUCCACAGACAACACUCUGAUGCCCUCUGGCAUCUCUGCCCCCUGGCGUCUCUGCCUCCCAAAGGCUUGCACAGCUGUUUGUUGCAGCAGCCCUGGCUGCAAGUUCCCCAGGCGAAUGGUGCCUCUGGGGCUGGCCAGGGGGCACUGGUUGCCAGGAGCUGAGACGGCCCUGGAGUAAGCAAGCAAGCGGGCGAGGGAGCCCAGUCUGCCAGCCCUUGCUGUUGGGAAUAGGCGACAUGUCUGUGGGGCAGUGUGAGGUGGUGUUUCUCUUUGGGGGGCAGCUCAGAGACCAGGGGCAGCAGCAGCGGCUGCCCAGAGGACUCCCCAGGAGAGGGGCAAGGAGGCUGAGGAGGGAGGGUGUUCAAAAAGGGGUGUGGGGCUGCCAGCUCUGCAGGCAAGGGGGGACCUAACUGGUCUCCUGAGUGCCACAGGGGUGCCGCAGAAAGAAAGUUCAAGGGAGCCAUAGACUUAAAAAGGUCAAAAACCUCUGGGCUAAAGUAUUGGGGUGGGGGAUUUCCAGUCAAGGAAAGAAGGUGACUGUCACAUCAGUUUCUGAAGGGAUUACAUGGGCUCCCUGUGGUGUUUCCAAGCCCAGUUCAAAUUUCUGCUUCUUGCCCUACAAACUCUCCAAGAAUAUCUGGAGGCCACAGCUAGCGGAUUUCUUAUGAGAUCACCUGACGCUGCAUGCGUUCAUGCAACAACAACAACAAUUUUAUUAUUUAUAUUCCGCCCAUCUGGCUGGGUUGACCCAGACACUCUGGGCGGCUUCCAACAAAAUAUUAAAACGCAGAAAACUUCCCUGAACAUAGGGGACAUAGGUUUCUGGGCGGGAGUUGAUCACGGUGUGGAUUUGCCAAGCGUGCCUUCCUCUUAGCACGUUUCUCCCUUGCGUCCUGAGUUCGAGAGUCUUCAAAACCCAUGACACCUUUGGUAAAGGCUGUUCUCCAAUUGGAGCGCUCGCAGGCCAGUGCUUCCCAGUUGUCAGUGUUUAUACUACUGUGGUGCCUUGGAAGUCAAACGGAAUCCAUUCCGGAAGUCCGCCCGACUUCCAAAACAUUCGUAAACCGAGGUGCGGCUUCCGAUUGGCUGCAGGAAGCUCCUGCAGCCAAUCGGAAGCCGCGGAAGCCAUGUUGGACGUUUGGGUUCCAAAGAACGUUCACAAACCGGAACAGUCCUUUCCUGGGUUUGCAGCGUCCGGGAGCCAAAACGUUCGACUCGCAAGGCAUCCAGGAUCCAAGGUUUGACUGUACGUACAUUUUUUUAAGAUUUGCCUUGAGAGAGUCUUUACAUCUCUUCGGUUGACCAUCAGCUACCGGGUCUGAUUCAAAGCCUGCUGAAAUGGCUUGGGAAAUAGACCCAAAACAAAACCCGGAAGUUCCACAACCGCUGCUUUCUCCUUUCCGGCAGGAGCGUCGUAAAAAGCAGCAGCUACAAGUCCUUCAGAAGGAGAAAGAAACUUCGGAGAAGAUUGCAGCUCGGGCUUUUGCUCAACGCUACCUGUCGGACCUUAUUCCUUCCGUCUUCGGCAGCCUUCGGGAGAGUGGAUACUUCUACGACCCAGUGGAGAGAGGUGUGUGGCUUGCUGUGUGUUGGGACAGCAGGGGGGGCUCUCAUUCUGAUUUCAGGCUCCCCAAGUGUUAAGUUGUGGGUGAACAUAUCAGACGACACAGCAAUUCUUCAAACAGCUCUUGUUUAUUCACAGGCCAGAACAGAACUGAGCUGAAGGGUUCAGUCAGCCUGUUUAUAUAGAGCUCCAGUACAACGUUACUGUAACAACUUUCUAAAACUAUCCAAUCACUGAACGUCACUUUCGAUCCCUUAUUUGCAUAACUAUCUACAGUAUCCCCCUGCUGGCCCAGGGUGAGAACUUCAGUACAUAACACCAAGAAAGGCAUCUGUCUUGCCAAACGCAAGGUGGUUCUUUUAAAUGAGAUUCAGAGGCAAUACGAACACAAGCGAGUGAGAAGAUUUUAUUCUAAACAGCAAGCAAUACAGUGGUACCUCUGGUUAUGUACUUAAUUCGUUCUGGAGUUCUGUUCUUAACCUGAAACUGUUCUUAAACUGAAGCACCACUUUAGCUAAUGGGGCCACCCGCUGUCUCCACGUGAUUUCUGUUCUCGUCCUGAAGCAAAGUUCUUAAUCUGAGCUACUAUUUCUGGGUUAGCGGAGUCUGUAACCUGAAGCGUAUGUAACCUGAAGCGUAUGUAACCCAAGGUACCACUGUAUAUACAUUACCUGCUAGGCUAGUGACUGGGAGCGGCUGACAAGACCACAUAACACUGGUCUUGAAGACCCACGUUGGCUCCCAGUACGUUUCCAAGCACAAUUCAAAGUGUUGGUGCUGACCUUGAAAGCCCUAAAUGGCCCAGUAUACCUGAAGGAGCGUCUCCACCCCCAUCGUCCAGCCUGGACACUGAGAUCCAGCUCCAAAGGUCUUCUGCUUGUUCCCUUACUGCGAGAAGCAAAGUUACAAGGAACCAGCCAGAGGGCCUUCUCGGUGGUGGCACCCGCCCUGUGGAACGUCCUCCCAUCAGAUGCCAAGGGAAUAAACAACUAUUUGACUUUUUGAAGAUAUCUGAAGGCACCCCUGUUUAGGGAAGCUUUUAAUGUCAGAUGUUUUAUUGUAUUUUUAAUAUUUUGUUGGAAGCUGCCCAGAGUGGCUGGGGAAAGCCAGCCAGAUGUUUUAUUAUUAUUAUUAUAUCAAGCAACACUUCAGUCUGCCACAAGACAUGGCGACGCGACCACCCAGGUAGCCUUCAUUUGCAUGACCCUCUGGCAAUCUGGUCCUCUGUGUCAUGGGCUUUGAAGACACUCGAACUCAGGGCGAAAGGGAGAAACAUGCUAAGAGGAAGGCAUGCUUGGCAAACCUUCACCGUGAUCAACUCCCGUCCGGACACCUAUGUCCCCACUGUGGAUGGACGUGUGGAUCCAGAAUUGGCCUCCACAGUCACUUACGGGCCCACUGUUAAAACUGUGUUUAUGGAAGACAAUCUUACUCAGCUACGCUACGAGGGAUCGCCAAAGAAGAAGGAGAAGUAGUGCAUGAAAAUAGGGAUAAAAGGAGAGUCCCCAUCCUUUUUCUUUGUUGUUCCAGAAGCUUGGCCUUCUCAGUGUUCUUCCAAGUCACUGUUUAGCUAGGAGAACUUCCAAACCGCUUCCAGAACCAGAUCACGUUCAAGUGUUUGUUCGAAUACACGAAGUCUCAAUCCACGGGCCUGGGCAGAGGAUUUGGUGAUUCAGAGCAGUCGCAAUCUUCAAAAGUGACAAUUUGGAAAGGCCCCACCUCUAAAUAUUUAUAGUUUCUGGGCUUCUGACGCAUUCUGACACAGAUUGCUUGUAUUGGUUAAAUAAGGCAGGUUUGGUUUCUUUUGCUAUUCAUUUUAACAUCAGACCCACCUUUUUGGGUGGAAGCAAGACUUAAUUUGUCCAUGGAGUUUUCUUGGCAGGGAUACUGGAGUGGCUUGCCGGUUCCUCUUCCAGGUGGAUCACGUUUGGUCAAAACUCUCCACUAUGACCAGUCCAUCUUGGGUGCCCUGCUCCACAUAGUUCAUAGCUUCUCUGAGUUGUUCAAGCCCCUUCGCCACGGCAAGGCAGUGAUCCAUGAAGGGGUGAAAGAGGAGAGCGCAAAAUAUGGUCUGAAGCUCAACAUCAAAAAAACGAAGAUCAUGGCCACUGGUCCCAUCACCUCCUGAGAAAUAGAAGGGGAAGAAAUGGAGGCAGUGAGAGAUUUUACUUUCUUGGGCUCCAUGAUCACUGCAGAUGGUGACAGCAGUCACGAAAUUAAAAGACGCCUGCUUCUUGGGAGAAAAGCAAUGACAAACCUGGACAGCAUAUUAAAAAGCAGAGACAUCACCUUGCCAACAAAGGUCCGUAUAGUAAAACCUAUGGUUUUCCCAGUAGUGAUGUAUGGAAGUGAGAGCUGGACCAUAAAGAAGGCUGAUCGCCGUUGAAUGGAUGCUUUUGAGAAUGGAGACUCUUGAGAGUCCCAUGGACUGCAAGAAGAUCAAACCUCUUCAUUCUUAAGGAAAUCAGCCCUGAGUGCUCACUGGAAGGACAGAUCCUGAAGCUGAGGCUCCAAGACUUUGGCCACCUCAUGAGAAGAGAAGACUCCCUGGAAAAGACCCUGAUGUUGGGAAAGAUGGAGGGCCCAAGGAGAAGGGGACGGCAGAGGACGAGAUGGUGGGACAGCGUUCUCGAAGCUACCAGCAUGAGUUUGACCAAACUGCAGGAGGCAGUGGAAGACAGGAGUGCCUGGCGUGCUCUGGUCCAGGGGGUCACGAAGUCGGACACGACUAAACGACUAAACAAGAAGAAGAAGAAGACUUAAUUUUGCAGGGGGCAUAUCAGAAACCCUUUCCAAAGGGCAAUUCUUGGAGGUGAGCCAGUAGGAGUUGAGUUUGAGAACCAAGGGUUCAAGCCAAAGACUAGGGACAGGGGGCACUUUUGAUGGAAGCCGCUUUCCCAAACCAGCGUGUGAACUCAGGGUUCAUGCCUCGAAAUCCACAUUUCUCCGUGGACUUCUCCAGCCAAACACUGCACAUGGAAAACGUUGACACAAAACUGUUUAUCUUGCAGAACACAGCGUACAAAACCAGGGGAAACAGCUUGCAAAGAUGAGGAUAUUAGGCAAAAAUGUGUACCGCUGGAUGUGCUUAGAUGUUGCUGGGUUGUUGUUUUUUGCAAUUUAAAAGGUAAAUGGACCCCUGACCAUUAGGUCCAGUCGCAGACGACUCUGGGGUUGCGGUGCUCAUCUCGCUUUAUUGGCUGAGGCAGCCGGCGUACAGCUUCUGGGUCACGUGGCAGCAUGACUAAGCCCCUUCUGGCGAACCAGAGCAGCGCACGGAAACGUCGUUUACCUUCCCGCCGGAGCGGUACCUAUUUAUCUACUUGCACUUUGACGUGCUUUCGAACUGCUAGUUUGGCAGGAGCAGGGACCGAGCAACAGGAGCUCACCCUGUUGUGGGGAUUCGAACCGCCGACCUUCUGAUCGGCAAGUCCUAGGCUCUGUGGUUUAACCCACAGCGCCACCCGCGUCCCUCUUUGUGCAAUUUAGUGGCAUGCAAAUUCUGUUAAGUGAAUGGAAUAAACACAAGAAUGCCUUUAAUAGGAGAAAUGUGCCUGGAAAUGCAGAAGAAUGUUCACGCAGGCCUUUUUGAAAAACAUGUGGCUGAUGAAAACUUAAGAAACACAAGGAACCGGAAUGGAUAGAUUUGGCUGUCCUCAGUAAAGGCUACCAUUGCCCUGGAAAGUUUCGGCGAGAAAUAAGUGCUUCCUAUUAAGGAGAGUCCAUGGCUCGUGGAUCAGUUGCAGUCAGCCUCCAGAUUGUAGAAUCAAAUAACUGUAGAGUUUGAAGGGACUCCAAGGGUCAUCCAGUCCAACCCACUGAAAUGCAGGAAUCUUUUGCCCAACCUGGGGCUCGAACCCACAACUCUGAGAUUAAGAGUCUCAUGCUGUAAACAACUGAGCUUUCCCAGAUGUUGUUGCAGAGGGGAACGCAACUGGUUUGCCUGCUGCAGGGGCACCACAACAAUUACUUAGAAUGUUCCCGCCAGAGUGGUACCUAUUUAUCUACUUGCGCUGGUGUGCUUUCGAACUGCUAGGUUGGCAGGAGCUGGGACAGAGCAACAGGAGCUCACCCCAUCACGGGGAUUCGAAUUGCCAACCUUUUUAAUCGGCAAGCCCAAGAGGCUCAGGGGUUUAGACCACAGCACCACACUGAAAUUUGAAAGCCCAAAGUCGCCCGGUUGGUUGCUAUGCUCCGGCUCCCACCAGCUCCUGCUUGCAUAGGCAAUGGUGAGAGAUGAUGGGAGGCACAAUAUGGCUCCCACGCGUGGGCCAAAUCUCUCCAUCCCUGGUCAAGACAAAUGCUCAGGCCUGACGCCCUUGUUGCACCUUCUGAUCGGCAAGCAGAUGUGGAGGGUUUGAGACCGUGGAGAAGAGGCUCCACCUAGGAAUCCACCUAGAGUCAAGCCCUGCUUCUGCUCUACAAGUUUCCCUGGGAGUAAGACCUGGCGAAAACAAUGAGAGUUACUUUUGAGCAAAGGUAAAAAGGUAAAGGGACCCCUGACCAUUAGGUCCAGUUGUGGCCGACUCUGGGGUUGCGGCACUCAUCUCGCUUAACUGACCGAGGGAGCCGGCGUACAGCUUCCGGGUCAUGUGGCCAGCAGGACUAAGCCGCUUCUGGCGAACCAGAGCAGCCCACGGAAACACCGUUUACCUUCCCACCUAUUUAUCUACUUGCACUUUGACGUGCUUUCAAACUGCUAGAUUGGCAGGAGCUGGGACAAAGCAACGGGAGCUCACCCUGUCAUAGGGAUUUGAACCGCCAGUCUUUUUAAUUGGCAAGCUUUUAAUUGCCCUUGUUGCACCACAGAGUGGGUGAGCUCUUUCUGCUUCCAGCCUCAGCUGCUCUACCAAACAACAACCUUCCAAUAUUUCUCCAUUCGGGUAAUAAUUUUUAAAAUCUCUCCUUGUAUUUCACAGACAUCGAGACAGGCUUCUUCCCGGGGAUGAUGUCGGAGAUACAAGAGAUCAUGGAAAACCGGGUUCUGGGCAGAACAAUAGCCGACAGUAAGUUAAAUUAUCCGGGGGUGGGGUUUUUCCCCAUGUGCAAAUAAGGUUCGGUGGCUGUUGUUUUCUUACAAAACGACAAUGCAAAAUUAUAUAUUUUUCUAAAUAAAAGCAAAGCUCCUUGGUUCGUUCUCUGGCAACUGCAGCCUUGGGAGUCACCGCCAGAAAGCAGCUCCCUCAGCUUCAAGUUGGGGGGCUCAUUGCAAAUUAUUGGGGGGGCCCUCGCAAAUUAUCUCCUAAAAGUUUUUUUUAUUUUACCAACCAACAGUUUUGACAAACCAAUUUUAUUACACAAAACGUACAGUAUUCAUUUCGAUCUGUUGUCGCAGGGCUCCUAAAAGGUGUGGUGCCCUUAGUCUACGCGGCCGGUUUGGUUAAACCGGCCGUGAUUGCUGAUCUGUGCCUGAUUCCUGCGCCGAAAUCAACUACCAUAACUGGCUCUGGCCUAUUCAUUCCUGAGCAUUUAGGAGGAUACAGUGGAUGUUCGGGUUGCGAACGUGAUCCGUGCGUGAUGCACAUUCGCAACCCGCAGAGUUCGCAACCUGCAGCGGCGCAUCUGCGCAUGCGCGGGUUGCGAUCCGGCACUUCUGCGCAUGCGCAAAGCAUGAUUUAGUGCUUCUGCGCAUGUGCGACCGCCAAAACCCGGAAGUAACCCGUUCCGGUACUUCCGGGUUUCGGCGGUCCGUAACUUGAAAAAACACAACCUGAAGCGUCUGUAACCCGAGGUACGACUGUGUUACCAUUUACAAUUUCUAACGCGACACAACUUUCCUUGCAGACUUAAUCCGAGACAUGAUGGAAAUGAGGCUGGACUGCUACGAGAAAGGAGUGUUGCCGGUCCGGCCGGAGGUCAUUCUGCCCCCCGACCCGGAAGACGCCAUGAUUCCCUCCAUGGAAUUAUUGUUGGGCGCGAGCCCGGAUCCACAGGGAAUCAUGGAACAGCUGGAAUCCCUUGGCCAACUGGACGUCUUGGAUCAGCCAGAUGUUUACGGCCAGUUGGAAGCCUUGGAUAAGCUGGAAGCUCCUGGCCAAUCCGAAGCCACGGAACAGCCACCGAUUUCAGACCAGCCGGAAGCCCCAGAUCAGCUGGAAUCCGCUCCAGAUCAGGACAAAGCAGCAGAAGAGCCAGAAGUCAAGGAGCCAGAACCACAGUGAUGGGAUUACUAAAUGAAUCAGGUAGGGCAGGUGUGAAUUAGUUCUUCAAUCCCCAAAAGAAUUAUUAUUAUUAUUAUUAUUAUUAUUAUUAUUAUUAUUAUAUCCCACCUUUCCCCAGACUGAAAUUUAAGGCAGUUUGCAGAUAUUAUUAUUGUUGCAAAAGCUGGGUGCCACCUCCGCUUGCUGCAAAAGUGGGGGAUUAAAGGGAGUCCCCAGCAAAUUCAUGGGACGUGUGUGGCGCUGUGGCUUAAGCCACAGAGCCUAGGACUUGCUGAUCAGAAGGUCGGUGGUUCGAAUCCCCGCGAGGGGGUGAGUUCCCGUUGCUUGGUCCCUGCUCCUGCCAACCUAGCAGUUCAAAAGCACGUCAAAGUGCAAGUAGAUAAAUAGGUACCACUCCGGCGGGAAGGUAAACGACGUUUCCGUGCGCUGCUCUGGUUCGCCAGAAGUGGCUUAGUCCUGCUGGCCACAUGACCCAGAAGCUGUACGCCAGCUCCCUCGGCCAGUAAAGCGAGAUGAGCGCCGCAACCCCAGAGUCGGUCACAACUGGACCUAAUGGUCAGGGGUCCCCUUUACCUUUUACCAGCAAAUUCAUGGAGCCAGCAACCUUUCCAAAUUCCAAUUGCUGGAAGCCACAGGAGCUGGUUUUGUGUUCGAAUCGUGCUCACUGGUUUCUCACAGGCAUCUGGUCAGCCGCUGUGAGAAGAGGAUGACGGCCUAGAUGGGGCCAUUGGCCCUGAUCCAGCAAGACCCAUUUUUACGUUCUUAGGUUUGCCUCUUCCCUUCCAACCCCUUUCCCUUUUGUAAGAACUGCCUUCGUAAAAACCGCUUGGGGAGUCUUCUUCUUUUUUCUUUUUUGCCGACGGGCAGAGUAAAAUAAGAAUAAUAAUACUUCAAAUAAAAUAAAAUUGAAUGUGGUUCAAGGGAUACCAUUAUUGUUAGCAAGGGGGAAACCUCCCCCCUUUCCUGAUAUUUAUUGUCAGGGCCGGAUUUAGGUUUGAUGAGGCCCUAAGCUCCUGAAGGUCAUAGCUGUCAACCUUCCCUUUUUUGCGGGAAAUUCCCUUAUUCCAGCGUCGUUUCCCACUGCUUCCUGCUGCUAUCCCGGAUUGUUAGAUAUCCCGUGGACUGUCCUCGGGACAGGUGAGGCUGAUGAUCCCUUAUUUACAAAUCUGAAAGUUGACAGCUAUUCUGAAGGUAAUGGGGCCCUUUAUAUGUCCAGCUGUCCCUUGUCAACAACAAAUUGCCGCUGUUUUUUGUGUUGAAUAUAUGCUAUACAGUGGUACCUCGGGUUACAUAUGCUUCAGGUUACAUACGCUUCAGGUUACACACUCCACUAACCCAGAAAUAGUGCUUCAGGUUAAGAACUUUGCUUCAGGAUAAGAACAGAAAUCGGGCUCUGGCGGCGCAGCGACAGCAGGAGGCCCCAUUAGCUAAAGUGGUGCUUCAGGUUAAGAACAGAUUCAGGUUAAGAAUGGACCUCCGGAACAAAUUAAGUACUUAACCUGAGGUACCACUGUAUGGUCAUUUAUGGACCUCAUAGGUAUCUCAAGCCAUUUGCCCAUGUUUCCAUGCAACCAGUCCAUGCAGAAUGUAGGCACCUUAUAUAUAGAAAGGAGCAAACCAGUGACUUUUUAGGGAGCAGGCUAGCAAACCAGUGACUUUUUAGGGAGCAGGGAGCAGACUUUUUAGGGAGCAGGGGCCCAUGACCUGCAUCCUGGGAGCCUACACGACACAAAACACUGUUGCUGUAUGUAGGCUUUAUAGUAUUUGUUUUUUUAUCUUAUAUUUUGAAAAUGUACAUCCAGUUUUUUCCCCCUUUAAAUUUUUUGGGGCCCCCAAGAGAGUGGAGCCCUAUAAGCUUGUCUAGCUUAUACGUAAACCCGGCAUUGUUUAUUGUGCGUUCUCCCCGCAAGAUGGCAGCAUCGCCACUGGGAUGUUAACAAAACCAAAAGCAUCAGAGCAAGCCUUCCUGUCUAGCCUGUGGGGGCUGAGAUGCGAGUGAGUUGCAGUGAUUUCAGUUCUCCUCCUCUGGAAUCCGUUUCAGUUUAGAGCAGGGCUCAGCAAACCUUUUCAGCAGGGGGCCGGUCCAUGGUCCCUCAUACCUUUUUUUUGGGGGGGCGGACUACAUUGGUACCUCUGGUUACAUACUUUAUUCGUUCCGGAGGUCCAUUCUUAAGCUGAAACUAUUCUUAACCUGAAGCACCACUUUAGCUAAUGGGGCCUCCUGCUGCCGCCGCGCAAUUUCCGUUCUCAUUCUGAAGCAAAGUUCUUAACCCGAGGUACUAUUUCUGGGUUAGGGGAGUCUGUAACCUGAAGCGUAUGUAACCUGAAGCGUAUGUAACCCGAGGUACCACUGUAUAUGGUGGGGGAAUGAACGAAUUCCUAUGCCCCACAAAUAACCCAGAGAUGCAUUUUAAAUAAAAGCACACAUUCUACUCAUGUAAAAACACGCUGAUUCCCGGACCGUCCGUGGGUUGGAUUUAGAAGGCGAUUGGGCCGCAUCCUGCCCCCAGGCCUUAGGUUGCCUACCCCUGGCUUAGGUAGAGAGCUUGGGAAAAUCCCCCUUUUAAGAAGAACUGGUUGCAGUUCAACAUGUCUGCAAAGGAACUAAUUCCAGUUCACGUCUGGUUCACGUUCGGCCAGUGCCGGGAUUUACGUAUAAGCUAAACAAGCUAUAGCUUAGGGCCCCACUCUCUUGGGGGCCCCCAAAAAAUUAAAGAAAAAAAAACUGGAUGUACAUUUCCAAAAUAUAAAAAACAAAUAAAAUUUAUUAAUUAUUACUCUCCCUUCUUCCUUUUUUAAAAAAAAUACAUUUUUAUUGAUUUUUUAACAUAUCAGUUCCAACAGUCAUACAACAUAUCUUCACAUCUUAUAAAAUAUUUUUGACUUCCGUCAACACACCUCUGAUGAUUUUCCGUUCUUUAUCACUUAUUCUGCAUUUCUUAAUUUCCUAUUACUGUACAUUUAAUUAUCCUUAAGUAAUAAUUCUCCUCAUAGCCUUUCUUGUAAUAUUUCAAGUAAUCCACCUUACAAAACUUUUUGCAGUCCUACAGGUAUAUUUUGUUCAUCACAAUUGCUUUUCAAAUAGCUCAUAUAUUUCCUCCAGUCUUCUAAGAAUCUCUGGUCCCACAGUUUUCGAAUCCUUCCUGUUAAUUUAUCUAAUUCUGCAUUGUCCAUCAGCUUCAUCCUCCAUUCUUCUUUUGUCGGCAGUUCUUCUUGCUUCCAUCUUUGUGCCAAUAAUAGUCUUGCUGCUGUCAUUGCAUAUAAAAACAACUUGCAAUCCUGUCUAUUAAUAUCCUUAUUAUUCUCCCUUCUUCCAUGACCCUCUGCCAUCUUGCCCUCUUGAUCUUAGGCUGGUGUGCUCCUUUCACUUCGGUAAAAGUGAUAAAACUCGUGCCGGCCAUAAGAAUUACAUUUUAUUUUAUUUUUUGCCGUUCUCUUUCCAGGGAUUCCCGGAGGUCGCACCAACACGUUUGUGCCAACCGACGAAAUGCUGAAUUUAAUUGCUCCUGGUGCAAGCAAUAAAUUGAAAGCAGCGGUUUUUCAAAAAUACGUGCGAGGUCUAUGCUCUUAUUAGUCCCCCCCAAAACUCAGCGCUGAGAAACAUCACACUAGUUUUCAACGAAUUCCUCUUCUUUUUAAAUUUGUCCAUGUUCCCAUUAAUUGUUUGCAACUUAAAUGUGCCUAAAUAAAUCCCAGACGGCAUCUGGUAGAAGUUUGUUGUUAUUUAAGUUCUGUUGAAGUCAGCGAGAUACAAUUUAGCCAGAGCUAAACUUGUUGAGUGGGUUCGAUUUCAAUGGGACUAGAAGUGGUGACAAAGUUCUGCCAGAUCUGUGUGUUGACGUUUAGAAAGUUUUUAGCAACCUUUGCAUUGUUUAACCAUAGUUAUUUGCAUUAUAACCAUAGUAUCUGCCUUAUUUGACCAUAAAAUGUGUUAUUUUUUUAGAGAAUGUUUGUGCGUAUGUGCAUGCCUAUAUAUAUUUUUAGAAAGCUUAGGAUAAUUUGAUUUUUACCUAGUUGCCUUAUAAGUCUGAUUUAUUCAUGACUUCAGCAAAAAAGGAGGUUUUUCGUUUUUCUUUUAAUGUUAUUUUCCUAGUACAAAAGAAAUCAUCGUGGAGAUAAAUAGAUUGGUUGUUGUUGUUGUUGUUAUUGUUGUUGUGCUCUUCCUCCCCCCCCCCAGUCUCCCACCUCUGAACCAGGUUAUUAUUUCGUUUCAAAUGUUUCUCUUUGGAAAGCACUGUUUGUGUUUUAUCCCAUAAAGCAUUGCCGUUCAGUCGUAUUCUUAAAUAACUUUAAUGCAUUUCCAUG
Messenger RNA from Podarcis lilfordi (Lilford's wall lizard), 21106 nucleotides. The record is from the annotation of a GenBank genome assembly. NCBI's taxonomy places the organism in Eukaryota, Metazoa, Chordata, Lepidosauria, Squamata, Lacertidae.